AUGUCGUCGCCGUAUGCUGAACGCUUCCAUUUCACGAGGUCCUUUGUCGGGCCCCUUGUGAGCGCAGACUUUGCAGACCAUUUGGCUCCCAAGGAUCCCGACCUGGCGAUCACGAUCGAGAAUGCCAUGCUUAUUUCCAUCGACGACAUGGUGCGGGCGGCUUCUGUCCCCCUCGAUGGGACCGUGACGGGCACGUCGGAUCUCGUGUACCAGCUGAAGCCGUUUUACAGCACCUCGUUCCUCGCUCACCUGUCGGACGCGGCGUUCCAGUUUGACAUGGUGUCCGGAGAGACAGAGGGCAGCCUGAGCGACGUCUUCUUUGCAACGGAGACACCAAAGACGUGGGCUCAGCGCAUUGCCUGCGCCAUGGCUGCCGCGGCCGAGCAGGCUGCCGAUGCCGAGAUGACACCGCGUCCUGGGCACGCCAGCAUCGUCGUGCCGCCGUCGGCUGCCGCGAGCAUCCCUGCAGCCGGCCAAGCAGGGACGAGUUCUUCCGCGACGGCGGCCACUCCGACCACUACGGCCACGCUGUUCGAUCCACCCGUGCUCUCUACCUGCCCCAUCAUUGACAUUGAUCUCGUCGGCCCAAACAUCAAGGCAGCAUGGAUGGCAAAUCCUGUGACGAGAGCGAUGGAAGACGCAGCCGUGGCCCCUAUUCGCCAAGACCGCAACUGGAGCCCGACAGGUGCCUCCCUCCCUGUCUACCACGGCACCACGGCGCCGGCCGUAAACACGGAACGAGCAUACGCGCACAACGACAUUGCUGCGCGAAUCACGCUCUCCAACGUGACGCCAAGUGUUCUGCUCCCCAUGGUGACGCCGAAUCAGAUGGCCCCCGCAUACCGUGCACUUGCGGCCAUCUACACGGGCUUCAGUCCGUUCCGGUGCUACCUGUGGGCUCUUUUCCACGCAGAAGUCAUUGCCAACAUCCCCACGGGGAGCUCUGUAACAAGAAAUAUGGCGUCUCGCUGGGACUGCCCGCACCCGCCGCCGCAUCAACACCGGGGCAUUCGACUGCUCAAGUUCUGUCCGCAAGCCGGCGUCAUGAGCACAUUGCCCACCUUUGUUCUGCCAGACGGUGCCCAAGACGGCUGGAUCCGUCGCGUCAAAGAAAUUGGCGAUCAGCAUCAGUUCGAUCCUCUCUCCAUUGACAAUGAGGGGCCAACCGAGGACCUGUGGCAGCUUUUCCGCGAUUUCCACGGCCAGCCGGCUGGCACGCCCUGGCCGUCCGUUUUGCAUUGCCAUGAGGGCCAGCUGCAAUCCAGACAGCUCAAGCACUUUACGAAACAGCUGUGGCGAACCGUGUGGCACAGACGUGAUUGCCAGGUCCUCAACGCCUCCCUUCACUCGAACAUGGCCAUCAGCUUGACCAUCACAAACUCCACCGGGACUACCAACGACAACUACCAAUAUAAAACCGGCAAGCGCCAAUCGCUCUAG
Molecule: messenger RNA, 1440 nt
Organism: Sporothrix brasiliensis 5110
Lineage: Eukaryota; Fungi; Ascomycota; Sordariomycetes; Ophiostomatales; Ophiostomataceae
Exons: 2
Coding region: 1-1440 (479 amino acids)
Source: RefSeq, a predicted model, not a curated record